AAUAAUUGGAGAAAUGAAAGAAAGUGAGUCACCUAGCACAAAAACUCAUUCCUACUUACACACUCACACUUGAAAGUAAUAUAUCAUCACAAUUCAUCAUCAUCAUCAUCAUCAUCAUCAUAGUAUAGCAUAGCACACAGCCAUGGGAGUAGACAUCGACCAAGCUUUCGUCCAAGACCCACAACACAGACCGGGUCUCUCCAUAACCCAAGCUCAAGGAAUUCCAUUGAUCGACCUCUCCCCAGUAACAACAACCAACCCUUGUCCUUCUUCCAUGGACGCGCUGGUGAAGGAGAUCGGAAGCGCGUGCAAGGAAUGGGGAUUCUUCCAAGUUAUAAACCACGGUGUUUCCAUCCCUCUGAGGGAGAAGCUUCAGGAAGCUUCCAAGAAGUUCUUUGCACAAAGCUUGGAAGAUAAGAAGAAGGUUAGCAGAGAUGAAACGUCUCCAAGCGGUUACUAUGACACUGAGCAUACAAAGAAUGUUAGGGAUUGGAAGGAAGUCUUUGAUUUUCUUACAAAAGAUCCAACCCUUGUUCCUCUCACUUCUCAUGAAUCUGAUGACAGACUCGUUCACUGGACUAAUAAAUCUCCUCACUAUCCUCCAGGUUUCAGAGAUAUAAUUAAAGAGUAUAUUGAAGAGAUGGAAAAGCUAGCACGCAAGUUGAUGGAGCUUAUAGCCAUGAGCUUAGGCCUCGAAGUUAAGAGAUUUGAAGAAUUCUUUAAAGAACAAACCAGCUUUAUUAGAUUGAAUCACUAUCCUCCAUGCCCUUACCCUCACCUAGCUCUUGGUGUGGGUCGACACAAGGACCCUGGUCCCUUAACCAUUCUUGCCCAAGAUGAUGUUGGAGGGCUUGAAGUCAAACUCAAACACAAGACGGACCAAGAGUGGGUCAGAGUGGAACCAACCCCCAAUACUUAUAUCAUCAAUGUUGGUGAUAUUAUGCAGGUUUGGAGCAACGAUGCAUAUGAGAGUGUGGAGCACAGAGUGAUGGUUAAUUCAGAAAAAGAAAGGUUUUCAAUUCCGUACUUCUUGUUCCCUGCACAUGACACUGAAGUGAAGCCAUUGGAGGAGCUAACAAAUGAGAACAACCCUCCAAAAUAUAGGCCAUACAAGUGGGGCAAGUUUCUUAUCCACAGAAAGGACAGCAAUUUUCAGAAACAAAAUGUGGAAAAUAUCCAAAUUCAUCACUUUAAGAUAGCUUAAAUAAAUUGAAUAGAAUUGAAGUGCCCACACAUAUAUGUACGUAUGUAUGUUUGAAUGUAUAUAUGGCUCUGCACUUAAAUAAGACAUAAUGUGUUGGGCAAAAUAUUCUUGUCCAUGUUAUUAUGAGUCAUUUGCAAUCAUUGAAUUUGCUGGAGUGAAUAAUUUAUUAGUCAA
This is a messenger RNA of Arachis ipaensis, 1378 nucleotides long. Its product is annotated as fe(II)/2-oxoglutarate-dependent dioxygenase 4. Lineage: Eukaryota; Viridiplantae; Streptophyta; Magnoliopsida; Fabales; Fabaceae. The record is from RefSeq and is a predicted model, not a curated record.